Heterocephalus glaber (naked mole-rat) is the source of this 985-nucleotide messenger RNA. It is a transcript of the gene Cav3, whose product is annotated as caveolin 3. The record is from RefSeq and is a predicted model, not a curated record. Gene Ontology annotation, biological process: regulation of cytosolic calcium ion concentration; caveola assembly; regulation of membrane potential. Lineage: Eukaryota; Metazoa; Chordata; Mammalia; Rodentia; Bathyergidae. Gene Ontology annotation, molecular function: molecular adaptor activity; transmembrane transporter binding. Gene Ontology annotation, cellular component: focal adhesion; caveola; sarcolemma.
GGAGUUAUGUGGGACAGCUGUCAGCCAGCAUGCUGGGUGGGGCCUAUUUAGCCAUAGGGCACAAAUCUGGGGACCCUGCAUUGGUCUUCUGCCCCAAGGAUUCUCAGCCCCACCGGCUGCAAGGCUCGGACCUCCUCCAACAGGGUGGACAGCUCUGUGAUGAUGGCUGAAGAGCACACGGACCUGGAGGCCCAGAUUGUCAAGGACAUUCACUUUAAGGAGAUUGACCUGGUGAACAGAGACCCCAAGAACAUUAAUGAAGACAUAGUCAAGGUGGAUUUCGAAGAUGUGAUUGCGGAGCCUGUGGGCACCUACAGCUUCGAUGGCGUGUGGAAGGUGAGCUAUACCACCUUCACCGUCUCCAAGUACUGGUGCUACCGCCUGCUGUCCACGCUGCUGGGUGUCCCACUGGCCCUGCUCUGGGGCUUCCUGUUUGCCUGCAUCUCCUUCUGCCACAUCUGGGCAGUGGUUCCAUGCAUUAAGAGCUACCUGAUCGAGAUCCAGUGCAUCAGCCACAUCUACUCACUCUGCAUUCGCACCUUCUGCAACCCGCUCUUUGCCGCCAUGGGCCAGCUCUGUAGCAGCAUCAAGGUGAUGCUGCGGAAGGAAAUCUAAAGCCUGGUGGGGUAAGGGGGUGGCAGGGCCGGGUUCAGGCCAGGCAGCUCUGGUACCGCUCCCAGAGGGCAGGAGAGCUCUUUCUCCUUAGCAACUGCUCUAUUUCCCCCAACAUGGGAGCAUAUCAUAUAGGGAAGCCAGAAAGGAAAGUCAGCCAGCCUUGUAGCACUGUGGCCCUUGCUCUGCCCAGACCCAUGAUGCCCAGAAGCAGCUGGGAGGAAGAUGUGUGCUAAGAGGCAGCUAUGCAAGUCUUUGCAUCCACGUGUACUGUGACAGUGUGAGCCAGCAUGGGUCCCCCGUCCACACAUGCCCAAGAAAGCUACCAGUGACUGUGGGUAUGAAAAGGGCCCCAAUAAAGGUUUCAGCUGCA